ACACUCACACACAAGUGUAGUUACCGUCGAGAUGCACGACACUGCGGCCAACAAAGAGGUGAGUGUCUCCUGAAAGAAAAAAAAAACUAUCUCUAUGUGUGUGUUUGCAGCGGCCAGUGCGAAGCCGUGACGAGUAGCUGUGGAUGAAAGCCAUGUCAUCAACAUGUCCACACAUCAUCAUCAUAAAGUCGGGCUGCACUUAAAGAGCACAUUGACCGCCGCUACAGCAAUUUAAAAGAAAAAAAGAAGCGACUAACACGUUUCGACCGCGGCACGACGCACCGGCGACAGAACCUGGAGAACUCUGGGAGCUCGGAGGGGGGCAGCGAGAGGGGAUAGAGCCGCUGGAGCUGUCCUCCAAAAUCCACUCUGGCCGCUCCCAAAGUUUUCAACAACACCUGGAGCCUCCGCUGUCGGAUACCAGCCAGUGGACAGCCAACAUCUUCACCAGGCUCUGACCCCCUUGAGACCCCCUCCAGGCCGGAAACUCUGCUGCCGAGACGAUCGACUGCCUUAUCCUUCAAGGGGGAGGAAGUGGCCGAGCCCCAUGGCGUUGUGCCUUGGUCAGGUGUUCAGCAAAGACAAAACCUUCAGGCCACGAAAGCGCUUCGAACCCGGCACUCAGCGCUUUGAACUGUACAAGAAGGCCCAGGCCUCGCUCAAGUCCGGCUUGGACCUGAGGAAGGUAGUGCAGCUGCCCGAGGGCGAGUGCCUCGACGACUGGAUCGCCGUGCACGUGGUGGAUUUCUUCAACAGGAUCAACCUGAUCUACGGCACGGUCAGCGAGUACUGCACCGAGCGUACCUGUCCCAUCAUGUCCGGGGGGCUGAGAUACGAGUACAGGUGGCAGGACGGGGACGACUACAGGAAACCCACCAAGCUGCCCGCUUUGAAGUACAUGAACUUGCUGAUGGACUGGAUAGAGUCGCUCAUCAACAAUGAGGACACCUUCCCCACCAGAGUAGGUGUUCCUUUCCCCAAGAAUUUCCAGCAGGUGUGCAAGAAGAUUCUGAGCCGACUCUUCAGGGUGUUUGUGCACGUUUACAUCCAUCACUUUGACAGCAUCUGCAGCAUGGGCGCCGAGGCCCACAUCAAUACCUGUUACAAACACUACUAUUUUUUCAUCUCCGAGUUCAACCUCAUCGACCACUCUGAACUUGAGCCCUUGAAAGAGAUGACCGAGAAGAUUUGCAAUUAAGAUGAAGAGAAAUGCUCACAUUCAUGGACUCAAAACAAAGCCAGUCUUUCACAUACAUGUACAGUAUUUCGAUGUGUGUGUGUGUGUGUGUGUGUGUGUGUGUGUGUGUGUGUGUGCGUGCGUGCGUGUGUGUGUGCGUGCGUGCGUGCGUGCGUGCGUGCGCAUGUUUGGGUGUGUAGUAAUGUGAAUUUUUGAAAUCCCACCACACUUUUUCAAGUGGUGUCAACCUGUGUUUGCUGAAAGGUAAAAAAUGGUGCUUGAGCUGGUUAAUAAUAAUAGUGUGAAGCUAAUUAUUUUGCAUGUAUUUAUGAUAGGUAUUUGUUUAUGUAUAUAUAU
Messenger RNA from Nerophis ophidion (straightnose pipefish), 1534 nucleotides. It is a transcript of the gene mob3c, whose product is annotated as MOB kinase activator 3C. Gene Ontology annotation, biological process: signal transduction; positive regulation of protein phosphorylation. Gene Ontology annotation, molecular function: protein kinase activator activity. Lineage: Eukaryota; Metazoa; Chordata; Actinopteri; Syngnathiformes; Syngnathidae. Bases 548 to 1198 code for a protein of 216 amino acids. Gene Ontology annotation, cellular component: nucleus; cytoplasm. The transcript is spliced from 5 exons. The record is from RefSeq and is a predicted model, not a curated record.